AUGUCCUCCACACAUAGCUCUUGGCCUACACCUGCAGUGGACUCUGCCUCCCCAUCUGAAACUCCACCUCUCCUUACCACAUCAAGCAUCUUCUCUCUGACUGAUCAAAGAGCCACAGACCUAACGUCCCUUGGCCAGACAUUGCUAAUCCCUGGGCUCACCCUCCCCACUGUGGAUUCUUCUGCCACUAGCCAGUUGACUCUGGAAAUUUCACAUUCACUUGCACCCUCAGAUGACAGCAGGUUGAGUGCAGGCCACAGAGGAAUAAUGAGAGCUCUCGAUGGGAUGGAUGCAUCUGACACUCCUGCCUUGCCUGAGGUACCCAGACAGAAUGGAUAUGUUUCUACUCCUGACCAUUUCUUGGACACCACAACCCCUGUCCCUGCUCCACAGUACAUUACCACCAGCUUGAUGACCACUGCCUCCAGGGGCCAAGAGCUGGUUGUAUUCUUCAGUUUGCGUGUGGCAAAUAUGCCCUUCUCUGAUGACCUGUUCAACAAGAGCUCUCUGGAGUACCAAGCUCUGGAGCAACGAUUCACACAGCUGCUGGUUCCAUAUCUACGGUCCAAUCUUACAGGGUUUAAGCAACUUGAAAUUCUUAACUUCCGAAAUGGGAGUGUGAUUGUGAAUAGCAAAAUGAGGUUUGCUCAGUCAGUGCCAUAUAACCUCACCCAGGCUGUGCACGGGAUCCUGGAGGAUUUCUGCUCCACUGCAGCUGAACUUGAUCUGGAAAUAGACAACUACUCUCUCAACAUUGAACCAG
Messenger RNA from Castor canadensis (American beaver), 763 nucleotides. The record is from RefSeq and is a predicted model, not a curated record. NCBI's taxonomy places the organism in Eukaryota, Metazoa, Chordata, Mammalia, Rodentia, Castoridae.